Molecule: messenger RNA, 2062 nt
Organism: Monomorium pharaonis (pharaoh ant)
Lineage: Eukaryota; Metazoa; Arthropoda; Insecta; Hymenoptera; Formicidae
Product: retinal dehydrogenase 1
Exons: 10
Coding region: 312-1778 (488 amino acids)
Molecular function (GO): aldehyde dehydrogenase (NAD+) activity
Source: RefSeq, a predicted model, not a curated record
AUGGAGUAUCGAUCCGCGACUGGUCUCAAACCUGUUAUUCCGCCCUCGCGAGAGCAGGUUACUUUCCCCGUAGCCCAUGGACCAAGAGAUCCCAUUGUGUGUUCGGGCUUCGAUGGGUAUUCAUCCUCGGGUUGAGUAAAUCAUAAAGUUCUGAAAGAUACAGAUACGAAUAAGCAUAACAGUUAAAUUGACCUUUACAAGCAAUCUUAUCACGCGUCAGAAAUCAGCUAACGACGGUAGCGACGGUGCUUCUAUAAAUCGCUUAAGCAUUUACCCGUCAACCGUUGCUGAGUGUAGACGCUGAGAAGAAAAUGGCAAAGCAAGCCCAAGUUAAAUAUACCCAAUUGUUCAUCGAUAAUGAAUUCGUGGAUGCUGUAAGUGGCCGUAAAUUUCCUACAAUAAAUCCUGCCACUGGGAAAGUUAUUGCUGAAAUCGCCGAAGGAGAUAAGGCUGAUGUAGAUAAAGCAGUGGAAGCUGCUAAACGAGCCUUUAACAGAAAUUCGAAAUGGCGCACAAUGAAUCCAUACGUCCGUGGACAACUUAUGCACAAGUUCGCAGAUCUCAUUACGCGCGAUUUAGAUUAUAUCGCCACUCUCGAAACUCUUGAUAAUGGAAAAACAUAUGCAAGUGCUGUUGGCGAUAUUCAAGCAAGUAUUGCUACUCUCCGUUAUUAUGCAGGAUGGUGUGAUAAGAUACUUGGGACUACCAUUCCAACAGGCGAUACCACUCUUACAUUGACGCGAAAGGAGCCAGUCGGUGUUGUUGGACAAAUCAUCCCUUGGAAUUAUCCUUUCCUGAUGUUGGCUUGGAAAUGGGCCCCUGCCUUGGCUACUGGAUGUACUUUAAUCUUAAAGCCAGCAGAGCAAACACCAUUGAGCGCGCUUUACGCAGCUGCUUUAGCUAAAGAGGCAGGAUUUCCAGCGGGUGUUGUAAAUGUUAUUCCAGGUUACGGCCCAACUGCUGGUGCAGCUAUUGCGGAACAUCCAGAAAUUCGUAAAGUCGCCUUUACCGGAUCCACAGAGGUCGGACAUUCCAUAAUGGUAGCUGCUGGUAAAAGUAAUCUUAAGCGUGUCAGUCUUGAAUUAGGUGGCAAAAGCCCGCUCGUUGUUUUUGAUGACGUUGACGUGAAAGAGGCUGCAGAAAUCGCGUAUAAUGCAAUAUUUAUAAAUCAUGGACAAAACUGUUGUGCAGGAUCACGAACAUUUGUACAUUCAAAGAUAUAUAACGAAUUUGUAAAACAUGCUAAACAGUUAGCGCUUAACAGAAAAGUUGGAGAUCCAUUUGAUUCUAAAACGGAGCAAGGUCCACAGAUCGAUCAACAGAUGUUAGACAAAGUUUUGAACUUAAUCAAUUCGGGCAAACAGCAGGGUGCUGUUGUAGAAGCUGGUGGACAUCGUAAAGGUGAUAUUGGCUACUUUGUAGAACCCACAGUUUUUUCAAAUGUUACUGAUGAUAUGAGAAUCGCCAAAGAAGAAAUUUUUGGCCCUGUUCAAACAAUCUUGAAAUUCGAUACUAUGGAUCAAGUAAUUGAACGUGCCAAUCGCACUAACUAUGGUCUUGCUUCUGGUAUAAUUACUAAAGAUAUUAACAAAGCUUUGGAAUUUGCCCAAGCUGUCGAAGCAGGUAGUGUUUGGGUAAAUUAUUAUGAUGCUAUCACACCACAAACGCCAUUUGGUGGUUUCAAACAAUCUGGCAUAGGACGUGAAUUGGGAGAAGAAGGCUUAAAAGAAUAUCUCGAGAUAAAAACAAUUUCCAUCAAUAUUGCAAAAGAGAACUAAUAUAUAUAUUGCAUGAUGUCUGAAUUUUUAAUUUUCAUAAUAUUUUUGUUUUAAAUAAAAUUUUUGUAUCAGAAUAUUAAUAAAAUAAAAUAUAUACUGAUUUAUAUAGUGAUUUAUCGUAUAUUAAAAUUUGGGAAAUCAUAUGUUGAUAUCUUCUUUUUCAUUUCUCUUACAAUAUAGAGAAAAAAUUGUAUAUAUAUUUGUGAGACGUGUAUGUCUCAAAAAAUUAGGGAAAUAUAUUUACUGUAUAAAGUAAACUCGAGAUAAAGAACAAACUAAUUAUA